UAUGAUUUAUUUCAUUAAGUCAUUUCUUGUAAAGAAUAUAUUUCAAAAGGACUUAAUAAUACGAAAAGUUAUGAAUGGAAAAACACAAAUAAAUUAUUAGAAAAAGGAUUUUUUGGAAUUAAAACAGGAAUAACUGAUUCUGCUGGUCCUUGUUUAGCUAGUGCUUAUCGAUCUAAUGAAAUGGAAUAUUAUAUAAUUGUUGUGUUGAGUUGUAAAAAUUUAUAACUCAGAUUUGAUGAAACUAUUUCAUUGUUAUAACAUGCAAAAU
Molecule: messenger RNA, 268 nt
Organism: Paramecium sonneborni
Lineage: Eukaryota; Ciliophora; Oligohymenophorea; Peniculida; Parameciidae
Source: the annotation of a GenBank genome assembly